This is a messenger RNA of Eimeria mitis, 654 nucleotides long. RefSeq lists its product as uncharacterized. The coding region runs from base 1 to 654 and encodes 217 amino acids. The transcript is spliced from 5 exons. NCBI's taxonomy places the organism in Eukaryota, Apicomplexa, Conoidasida, Eucoccidiorida, Eimeriidae. The record is from RefSeq and is a predicted model, not a curated record.
AUGGCCCCAUCAGAGCAAUUUUGGCAACUUCUCCUAGGGGAGGAACUGACAUCAGGCUUCUCAACAAGGGGCAGUGCACAGGGAUGUAGAAAGGAUGGGGUAAUGCAGCUGAGGGAGUUUGGGCAGACGGACGGCAAACUUGAACUGCAGGGUACAGCCGCGCAUUUGACGGCUCCUUCCGAGCAGGUGUAUACCAAGCAGAAGACUCAGUUGGACAUCGCUAAGAGCCUUGGGGUAGAUGAACUUCUUCAGAUGACCAGCGAUGACCUGUGCAGACAGCCGAUCAGUAGUCUUUCCGCGACGCUCGCUGAAAUGGAGCAUUGCAUUCAACCGCUGCACAGCUGCCUGAAGCUGCUUGACUUGCCGUCGCUCGUGCUGAAGUGCUCCAACGGAGGGCUGUACGACGAAGCGGUUGACGUUAUGAUGCUGGCAGAUGAGAUGAAGGAAGCCCGCAGCAGCUGCGUGAAGACAAUGUUGCGGCAGUUGGGGCAGCAUGCGCAGCUGUCUCCUUCAAUGAAACUCAUCGGCCCACUUCGCCGCCUGAGCUGCUCUGAAGAGCAACUGAGGAUGCAGUAUCUACGGCGGCGGGAAGGGGAAAUUUCCCGUCAGCGGCGCAACGCAGAAGGAUCGUGUGAAACCGACCCAGCUCAGUAG